This is a messenger RNA of Salvia miltiorrhiza (redroot sage), 1018 nucleotides long. Its product is annotated as elongation factor 1-delta-like. Gene Ontology annotation, cellular component: eukaryotic translation elongation factor 1 complex; cytosol. The transcript is spliced from 7 exons. The record is from RefSeq and is a predicted model, not a curated record. NCBI's taxonomy places the organism in Eukaryota, Viridiplantae, Streptophyta, Magnoliopsida, Lamiales, Lamiaceae. Gene Ontology annotation, molecular function: translation elongation factor activity; guanyl-nucleotide exchange factor activity. Gene Ontology annotation, biological process: translational elongation. The coding region runs from base 109 to 807 and encodes 232 amino acids.
UCAUGAGCCACAAUCAUUUUUAAAGCCCUAGAACCCCAGCUGCAAACGCCUCCCCCAUUGCCGAAUCCACUCACGCCGCUCAAUCCCAAAUCUCAUCUUCAUCAAGAAAUGGCCGUCAGUUUCUCCGACCUCAGUUCCGCCGCCGGCCUCAAGAAGCUCGAUGAGUACCUUCUUACUCGCAGUUACAUUACUGGGUACCAAGCUUCAAAAGAUGAUUUGACUGUUUAUGCUGCUGUCGCCAAGCCUCCAUCAUCGGACUACGUUAACGUGUCACGGUGGUUCAACCACAUCGAUGCACUGUUGAGGAUUUCUGGUGUUUCUGGUGAGGGAUGUGGCGUAACUGUUGAGGGAUCAGCUCCUGUCAGUGAUGCUAUUGCAACUCCUCCGGCAACAGACACUAAGGCCGUUGCUGCUGAUGACGACGAUGAUGAUGAUGAUGUGGACUUGUUUGGUGAGGAGACUGAAGAAGAGAAGAAGGCUUCUGAAGAGCGUGCAGCUGCUGCAAAGGCUGCUGGAAAGAAGAAAGUUGUCGGGAAGUCGUCAAUUGUGUUGGAUAUUAAACCAUGGGACGAUGAGACUGACAUGAAAAAACUCGAAGAAGAAGUUAGAAAAGUGCAGCAGGAGGGUCUCCUUUGGGGAGCAUCCAAGCUUGUCCCUGUUGGAUAUGGAAUCAAGAAGCUGCAAAUUAUGAUAACCAUUGUGGAUGACUUGGUAUCCGUUGACAACCUUAUUGAGGAUUAUCUUACUGCAGAACCACUUAAUGAAUACGUCCAGAGUGUCGACAUCGUCGCCUUCAACAAAAUUUAAUAUGCCUGGUUCAUGAUAUAUAGCUCUGCGGGCACUGGAUCACGAGCAAUGAAGCCUACUUACUCUGUUAUGUCUCUGUUUUGUUUAUUUCCUUUUGAAUGGGUUUGAUACGUUUGGAAUCCUAGAUUGGUUAUGUGUGGAAGUUGUAGACUUGUGACACAAAUUUUAAGUUUGCUUGGGCUUUAUAAGAUGACUAGAUUUUUAUUAUUUA